UGCACGGGACCUUGCACGGUACCCCAUGCGCAUGGCGGUGCACAUGCAGAAAUUUUGCUGCCCGAAGCAAGUCCAGAUUCGGGGCCCGGCUAUGGAACCCGCAUGAACCAACCGCAUCCCCCGUUGUCGACAUCUGCGUUGCAGGAGUCGCCUAGUGCCCUCGAAACUUUUGAGGCUGCACGCCUAGUGUAUUGACUGUAUCCCCCAUCUUUCGAAACCCGGCUGGCUGGAAAUUGGGAAAUAUGGGGCUCCCGGCCACUCCUCGCGUACCCGAACAACCCGGCUUAUCUGUCUGCGAGGUCGCUCCUGCCAUGUCCAGGUGACAAGGAAACGGGCUCGACAACUGCGGAUGCUGGAAGGGGGAGCCCACUCCUUAAGCCGCCCGGCUUCGUAUUUCCCCUCUGUGCUUGCCUCGUGCGUGGACGCGGAAUGGGCCGUUCGACCUCUCGUCCGCGCAGGCGCAAAGGGAAAUUCGGGAAUGCACUCUUGGAGGAUGGCGCCCUUUCUCCAUGACGAUGACCGCCGGUACAAUGGACGCACUCAGUCGCUGCGCCAAAUCUCGAUUAAACCCGGCCGUGGUGCAGCAGCGAGCCACAUUGACCCCGGACUGUUACUCAAGCCGCACAGCGCAACCGCUGAGACCGACUGUGCCGAGAACAUAUCGGUGGCGCUAGAAUGGAAGUUGCUGCUUCCGCUGCUUGCCCCGAGGCAGAAGGACCCGCGGCCUGACGAUGGGCGGCCCAUUGUCGAGCUGCGUGACGACGACGGCGACGCGAGGGGCUACCUGGAGCAAGCCUCUGAAUCCAUUGCUCAAACGGUCAGACGGGCGGGCGAGAGGGCCGUGACAAUGCACUCUCUCGUCAACGACGGUCUCGCAGAGAAGGACUUCUGGGACUCGUCUUGGGUCGUCAAGAAGGCGAACUCGGUUGAGCCACUGGACGAGGAGAAGGCCUUCCGCGAAUACAUCUGGGUGGGCGUUGAGAUAUGCUCGCCGAAGAUGCGGUUCAAGGACCCGGACACUCAAGCGCGCAUUCUCAAGGUCCUGGCGGCGCUGAACUCGGGCCAUCGCUUAGCCGCAAACUGCACUUGCGAGGUGCAUGUACACCUUGGGCGAAUGGAUGGCCGCCCAUGGUCGUUGUCGACCCUCAAGAGGCUCGCCGCCCUGCUGUGGGUGGCCGAGCCGACUCUGCGAAGCAUCAGGAACCCGCAGUCGCCCAAUUAUCACAACAUCUACACGUGGGGAUUUCCCAUGCGACAGCAGAGCCGACUUGCCGGACGAGUGGGGAGCCGCGCCACGACAGCGACCCAGCUUGCCAGCAUCUCAGACCUCCAGGCGAUCGACGCCGUCCAGAGGCAGACGACGGUCCCCGCCCAGGAGCUGAACGCUCUUGUCGAGAUCUGGAAGACGAGUUCCCACCUGGAGCUUGGCCAGCUCCUCUCGGGCCCCGAAAAGAUGUACCGCCGGCUCGGUUUCAACUUCAGCGCGUUUGGCGAAGAAGACGAGCGGGCGCGACGCAACCCUCGGACGAUGGAGUUCCGCAUCAUGGAAGGGUCAAUCAGCGCCGAUCUCGUUGCGGGGUGGCUAAGCAUCUGUGGAAGCAUCGCCGAGACGGCUGUGACGGUGUCGGACGAUCGCUUUACCAGUGCGCUGGCCGUAUCGCUGCGGCAUUCGGACAAAAGGCGACGCGCGGACGAAGCUAGCGAUUCGGAGAAGGAGACGCCGAGCAGUAGACGAGGACGAGAUUUCCGUGAGCUGAUGCAGGCUCUGGGUGUGACAGAACAGCACUACCGCCAUUUCGAAGAGAAAAUCAAGCGGGAGCAUCGUCGAUUCUAAGCCGAGUGUGCGUUUUGUGCGAGGAGGGAUGGGAUGCAGAAUGUUAGAGCGAAGCAUCGCCCUGGACACUGCACACAGACCCUGACGACCCUUUGUUCUUUGCUUGUUUUUUUUUUUUUUUCCCUU
Messenger RNA from Chaetomium strumarium, 1960 nucleotides. RefSeq lists its product as uncharacterized. Bases 350 to 1834 code for a protein of 494 amino acids. The transcript has a single exon. The record is from RefSeq and is a predicted model, not a curated record. NCBI's taxonomy places the organism in Eukaryota, Fungi, Ascomycota, Sordariomycetes, Sordariales, Chaetomiaceae.